AUGCUCAAAAAACCAGCCAAGCCCUUUGCCGCCUCAUGGCUGGCCAUUGCUGCCCUCUCCAUGUUUGGCGUUGGCAUGCUCAUCGCCUUCCAAGCUGGCGUGCGCACCGGACGCUCUCGCUUUUUGGUAUCCUUUGCCGCCCCCGCCCCCAUAAAUAGUCCUCAGCGCAGCGCCGGGCCGCGUGCGCUGCGCGCACAGGACGAGCUCAUCGAAGCCCCACUCGCGGCCAGUCAAACCGAUGACGUUUGUCCGCGCUAUGCCUCUCCAUUUGAAUCCAUAAUGUGGACUCGAGCCAAUCUGGCCGAGGCUGAGGCCCGGGAGGAAGAGCUGCGGGAGCGAUCCUAUGAGCUCGUAUCUCAUGCACAGGAUCUGAGUCAUGCCGCCAACGGUGCCGUCCAACACAUUAUCAACGACUUGAUUCAGGCGCACCAGGAAAUUCGCCAAAUCAAUACCCAGCAUCGCAAGCUCGCCAACAACGUCAAGGCCCUCACGCAGAGUCUGAGCGCCAACAACAAGCGUCAGGCUGCCGCUGCCUCGGAAUCGGAUUCCACUGACUUGACAGAAAUCGUACAACAAUUGCGUGAUGUGCUGCGCCAGCGUGCCAACACGGAGCACGCCGCCGAUGUCUCACCUGAGGACCUUCAAGGUGCGCUCAAGGACAUGAAUGAUAGCCCCCAGGAUUCCGCCGAGGAAGAUCAAGAUGGCUUUUGGGAAACAGACGCGCCAGUCCAACCUGGCCAAAUUCGCGUGGCGCGCAGCGCCACCUGCCUAGAUGGCUAUGACAGCAACCGUUUGAUCGUGUACAACUGCAAUAGCAAAAUCAAGUCGCAAUACUGGACUUUCCACCAAGGGCGCAUCAUCACACAUUCUGAUCAAUGCCUCGACACCGCUGCCGUGGAGGUGGGUGCGGUCGUGCGCCUCGCCCAGUGCGAUGCCACCAAGUCAACACAGCAGUGGGAAAUCAAGGCCUUUGACAACUUUGCUUGGAACGUGAGCAGUCAAAUCCGUACAGCACAGGGGGACUUGUGCUUGACGGCGCCCAGGCCUUACGAUGAGGACAUUGCCUCGCGCAGCUGCAGCCAGCUCUGGCACGUCCAUGCGUUGGCGGUGCCACAGCAGCAGGUCGACCCAGAUCGGGCGCACGACGACACGGUUCACGCACACCAGCUACGGGCUGCCAUCGCACGCAAUCCCAUGCAAACCGUGUGGACACCUGCCGAUCGCCGCGGCGCACGCAUCUUUUGUUGGAUCAUGACCAAUCCAGCCAACCACGGGGAAAAGGCCGUCGCCGUCGAGCGCACCUGGGGCCGACACUGUGACAAGCUGGUUUUUGUCACCACGGAAGAGGAUGCCGCGUUUCCCACCUGGUUGGCCACAUUGCCCUCAAGCGAAUCGCGGGCCAUGUUGUGGCGCAAGAGCAAGUACGCUUGGCUCCGCGCUUAUCGGGAGGAGCUGAAUCACUUUGAUUGGUUCAUCCGAGGUGACGACGACACGUACAUGAUGAUGGACAACGUGGGUCACUUUCUGCAGCAGUACGACGCAGCAGAGACCCACUACUUUGGACGUCGCUUCCUGUUUACUGACUUGAGCCUGCAAGCAAAGAUCCCCUUUUACUCGGGUGGGCCCGGUACCAUUUUGUCGCGAGGCGCACUGCAGCGCCUGGGCCAGGCCGUGGACCAGAACAUGACGGUCUUGAGUGAUCGCGACACGUUUGCCGACGACUUGGAACUGGCAUUGGCGCUCAACCGCCUGGGAAUCAUGCCCAAGGAAACAGUGGAUGAACGCGGUGGCCAGCUCUUCAUUGCAUUGGGUCUCGAGUCGGAGCGCAGCAUCCGUCGCCAAGACGACCCUGACAAUUGGUUUUGGGAUUACAGUCCCGAGGCAAAGGAGGGCCCGGAUUGUUGUGCAGAGCGCUGGCUUGGCACCCACUAUGCUUCUGCCAGCUACAUGUACAGCCUGGAUGACAUGCACCUGAUGCAGUGCGAAGGGGCUGGCCCAGUGGACCUGUGA
Monosiga brevicollis MX1 is the source of this 2010-nucleotide messenger RNA. RefSeq lists its product as uncharacterized. The transcript has 9 exons. NCBI's taxonomy places the organism in Eukaryota, Choanoflagellata, Craspedida, Salpingoecidae. Gene Ontology annotation, cellular component: membrane. Gene Ontology annotation, molecular function: N-acetylgalactosaminide beta-1,3-galactosyltransferase activity. Bases 1 to 2010 code for a protein of 669 amino acids. The record is from RefSeq and is a predicted model, not a curated record.